GUUAUUGUCGAUUUAUUUCAAUUUAAAAAUGAAGGAAAGGCAGACAUAACUUAUGUUAUUAUACGAUUGAAGUUAAUACAAAAGGAAAAAUUGUUAACCACAGAUGAGAGAACUUCUAGAUCGUGUGCAAAUAGAUUAUGCUUUAUUCACUACAGAUGGUGAAAUGAAAAUCAUACUCGAGUAUGCCGAAGAUGGAAGAAAAUUUACUAUUAUUUAUAUAGGUUUUUUUCUGGUGUCAAUGCUUAUUUUUAUAAUUCCACCAUUGAGAGCUAUUAGUAUGAGUAGCAUAAACGGUACGAUAGAACGACCAUUUGUUCAUCACGUUGAAUAUUUUGUUGACUCUCAAACAUUUUAUUAUCCUAUUAUAUUACACUCUUGCGUAACUAUCUUUAUCUGUGUUUACGUAAUCGUUACCGUCGACACAAUGUUUGUGCUAUUGGUGCAACAUGCUUGUGCAUUGUUUAAAGCGUUAGGAUAUCGACUACACUAUAUAACCGAAAAUGGUGACGAUAUUAUGGUGAUAGAUUUGAAUCCUUCAAAAUCAAAUGAUAAAUCUUAUCGGAAUAUUUCCGAAUGCGUUCGUAGACAUCGAGAUGCAAUAGAGUUUGCCAAUCUUUUGGAAUCCUAUUACUCUACGUCCCUUUUUCUUCAAGCAGGAUUCAACAUGAUUGAACUAAGUAUCACAGUCUUUCAGGCUACGAUAAGUGUGAACGAAACUAAAGAGCUUUUUCAACAAGUGUCUGUUUGUUACUCGACAUUAACUCACAUCUUGUUCCAAUGUGUAAACGGUCAACGUGUUAUCGAUCACAGCGAUCAAAUGCACGAGCAUCUAAUAAAUAUGAAGUGGUAUCAUACAUCAUUACGCACAAGAAAAGUGAUUUAUCUCAUGCUAAUUAGAUCACGAGUAUAUUGUGUGCUAACUGCUGCAAAAAUGUUUAACAUGUCUAUGGAAACAUUCAGUACUAUUUGUGCUAUUUUUACUUCACUUGAUGAUAUAAAUGUUAUACUAGGGGACUUGGCACCAUUAUUUUCCGAUUUUUCUUCAGCAAUUAAAAUAAUUAAUAUUGCAGUUCAAACGGAAAAGAUGAAAACAAUUCUAAAUCGUAUAGAAACGGAUUAUAGUUUUUUCACUACAAAUAGUGAAAAGGAAAUUAUGUCGACAUAUGCCGAAAAUGGGAGAAAAUUUACUAUUUACUGUACAGCAAUUUUUUCUGCGGCAAUGCUACAUAUUAUGAUUGUACCACUAAAGGGAAUUUUUGGUACGGUGAAUGACACGAGUGAACGACCAAUGUUACAUCACAUUGAAUAUUUUGUAGAUAUUCAGAAAUAUUAUUAUUUGAUUAUUUUCCAAACUUACGUUGUUUACUUUAUCGUUUGUUUCUCGUUUGCUAUGGUGGACACAUUGUUUGUGAUGUUCGUGCAACAUAAUUGUGAAUUAUUUAAAACAUUAGGGUAUCGACUUUCUCAUUUAAUUGAUGAGAAAGUCUUAGAUGAUGAUGUCUUAAAUCCUUCGGAAUCAGAAGAUAAAUACUAUAAAGAUAUUUCCUUAUAUGCCCUGAGACAUCAGAAAGCAAUAGAGUUUGCUGAACUAUUGGAUUCAUUUUAUUCCAAAACCUUCUUUAUGGUAUCAGGACUUAGCAUGCUUCGAAUAAGUGUUACUGGUCUGAAGGCUGUAAUGAAUGUCAACAAUUUUAAACAAUUUAUUCAAGACGUUUAUUUGUUACACGUCUUUAAUUCAUGUCUACUUUGAAUAUAUGAACGGUCAACGACUUAUCAAUCAUAGUAGUGAAAUGCACGAACAUCU
This is a messenger RNA of Vespa crabro (European hornet), 1804 nucleotides long. RefSeq lists its product as uncharacterized. Gene Ontology annotation, biological process: detection of chemical stimulus involved in sensory perception of smell; sensory perception of smell. NCBI's taxonomy places the organism in Eukaryota, Metazoa, Arthropoda, Insecta, Hymenoptera, Vespidae. Gene Ontology annotation, molecular function: odorant binding; olfactory receptor activity. The record is from RefSeq and is a predicted model, not a curated record. The coding region runs from base 104 to 1750 and encodes 548 amino acids. The transcript is spliced from 12 exons. Gene Ontology annotation, cellular component: plasma membrane.